Lycium ferocissimum is the source of this 1215-nucleotide messenger RNA. RefSeq lists its product as uncharacterized. Gene Ontology annotation, molecular function: zinc ion binding. The coding region runs from base 1 to 1215 and encodes 404 amino acids. The transcript has a single exon. Lineage: Eukaryota; Viridiplantae; Streptophyta; Magnoliopsida; Solanales; Solanaceae. The record is from RefSeq and is a predicted model, not a curated record.
AUGGUAUUUGGUGAUUUUGAAACCUCUUUCAAGACAUUGCCCCGAUACAUGGCUGCCUUAAAAUAUUUCAAUCCGGGGACCGUUGUUGAGUGGGCGCACCAAUCAAGUAUAAUGCAAGGUGAACACAUCUUCAAGUUUCUUUUCUGGACUUAUAAACCAAGCAUCGAUGGAUUCAAAAGUUGCAGGCCUGUCAUCUCAAUAGACGGCACUCAUCUGUACGGUAAGUAUGAGAUGAAACUGCUAAUUGUUGUUGGAAUUGAUGCGAACAAUAACAUUUUUCCACUUGCAUAUGCUAUUGUUGCACGUGAGAGCUUUGAGUCUUGGACGUGGUUCCUUGUGUUGUUGUGGAGACAUAUUGUUCGUGAGAGACAAGGAAUUGGACUUAUUUCUGACCGUCAUCGGGGCAUCUUGCAAUGUGUCCAAACACAUGAUUGGUUACAACCACCAUCCACACACCAUAGGUUUUGCGUUCGGCAUUUGAAAAGCAACUUCAAUAAAAAGUUUCUCAACAGUGACCUUGAGAAGCUAAUGUGGUUGGCGGCUAUAGAGCACCAGAAGAAGAAGUAUAAAAUGAGGAUGGAACAAAUCAAAACAAUGUCACCUCCAGCGCAUCUGUGGUUAAAAUCUCUUCCGGAGGAGAAAUGGACAUUGCAUAAGGACAACGGUCAUAGGUGGGGGGCUAUGACAACGAAUGUCUCCGAGUCUUACAACGGUUUAUUGAAGAAAGCUCGUGGAUUGCCCGUUACUGCCAUGGUCCGUUAUACGUUUAAAAAUCUUGUUGAUCGGUUUGUUGAGAGAAGCACCCUUGCUGAUUUGUUGAUUGCGGAUAAAAAGUUUUGGCCGCGCGCUGUUGAAAAGAAGUUUGAUGAAUACUGGGAGAGGUCCCUAAAGCAUACUGACAUGCAGCAAUACAAUGCAACUAAAGGGGUCUUUGAGAUUCUGACAUUUGCACACGAAGGUAAGGGCGGAAAUAUCCAUAAAGUCUCUGCCGAAGGAAAAAAGUGUUCGUGUGGGAAGUGGAGAAACUACCAUAUGCCAUGUUCACAUGCAAUUAAAUUUUGUGAUAUCCGCGGAAUUCAACCAAAGGACUAUGUUAGCAAGUACUACAGUUGCAGGUUUUAUAAGCAAACGUACAGUGGAAAUUUUUCACCAUUGGGUGAUGAGGCAUAUUGGCCACCUUCUCCCUUCAGUUUACUUGCAAACACUGAAUACUAG